This is a messenger RNA of Talaromyces stipitatus ATCC 10500, 2192 nucleotides long. RefSeq lists its product as uncharacterized. The transcript has 3 exons. NCBI's taxonomy places the organism in Eukaryota, Fungi, Ascomycota, Eurotiomycetes, Eurotiales, Trichocomaceae. The coding region runs from base 146 to 2188 and encodes 680 amino acids. The record is from RefSeq and is a predicted model, not a curated record.
UUCUGAGCUACCACUAUGAAAACAACAUAAAUUGCCAACCACUUGAGGCGUCAUUUUGGUCGAACGGUAUUCUCCCGGUUCUAAUUGCUACAUGUCUUUGGACAGCCUCAUGUUCGGCCUAGGAUAAUUUGGUUGACGAAACAAGAUGGGCGAGGAUUCGGACUCGACCGUUAUUUCGAUUACACCAAAAACCCCUCAUGGUUUGUACUCACGUCAUUCACAUGAACGAAUAGAAACCGAGGGUGAUGCUAUCGAGUUCGCUGAAUUUACCCAAAGCCAGCCCUUGAAAGGCUCAUCGCCCGAUUCGGAUGUACCUCCAAAUAAUAGGAGCGCCUCGGACAACCGUCAGGAUACUGGUUUCAUAUCUUAUAUGGGGUCAGAUACAUCAAGACCUGGCUUUCAAUUCAGAGCAUUGAUUGACUGGAAAUGGGAGACAGCAAGCUGUUUUUUGGCGGUUGGUAGUCUGCUGGCGAUAAUGGCAACUCUGUAUCCAUAUAAUGGUCAUCCGUUACCUCAAUGGCCUUAUGGACUAUCAAUCAACUCGCUAAUUUCGAUAUAUACUGUUAUUUUCAAGGCUGCAAUUUAUUCGAUUCUCGCUCAAGGGCUUGGUCAAUUGAAAUGGACAUGGUUUGAGAAGCCUCGUCGUCUAGACCAUCUGGAAAGUUUUGACAGCGCUUCUCGAGGUGCUUUAGGUGCUGCCGAAUUGCUAUGGGUUCUUGGUGGCAGAAAUCUCGUCGCCACUAUAGGAGCUUUAGUCACAAUCUUUGCCAUUGCUAUUGAUCCUUUCACCCAACAGCUCAUGCAUUAUUAUACUUGCAGUCAAGUCGUUCGAGCCUCGGAGGCCACAAUUCCCAAGACAAACCUUUACAAUGACCCCGGCGGGAGACACUCAGGAGCGAUGGAAAAAACCAUCAACCCCAGCAUGCAGGCAGCCGUUUAUGGUGGGAUAUUCAGCCCUGGAACUAAUCGCGUCACACCGAACUGUCCGACUGGCAAUUGUACAUUCCCCGAGCUCUACAAGACAAUCGCAUACUGCGCCGCUUGCUCUGAUAUCACGUCGCAGUUGAAAGUAACGACAUACAAUGAUUCCAUGAAUUUCACGGUAACCAAUUACACACUUCCAUCUGGCUUGCAACUAUCAGAUCAUUACGGGGCUUCGUUUGUUAUUGGCGCAGAAGCCGAUAGUAUUACCAUUCAAGCCAUCAUGGGGACCUCGCCUGUUUGGUUGACCUGUUCCCCUGAAUGGCCCUGGGGCUGUACGGGCAUAGGAGCAGCUCAAUGUCAACUAUCGAUGUGCAUUAGAACUUUUAAUGGUUCAGUAAAAGCAGGAUAUUUCACCGAGACUGAAAUUGCGGGCGAGAAGGAUACGUGGUUCCAGAAUUUCAAUGAGUCGAUUUGGGGUAGCUCUUUAGACUCUUCCUACUUAUCAACUGUUGAUUUGACUUGCUUGAACAACACCGAAAGGGACACACUUAAAGCAGCAGGGUACCAGUUCAACAAAAAAACACAAUGGCUGGCUUACAAUACCUCCCUACCGGCCGGUUUAUCUGUAGUUGCAGCAAACGCUUCAGGUAUCGCCUUGCCAGCAAAUUACACUGAACUUGACAUCAACGGAUCCUGCAUCUACCAAACCACGGUAGACGCUGUGACUGGUAUGAACGAGUUUCUACUGACUGCAUUCAACGGCCAAGCAAGUUUUGGGCCUCAGGGCGACCCCGAUGCAAGUUCGGGUUUUAUUUCAGUUAUAUUCAACGGUGGAAACAUCAGUGCCCAAACGUUCGCAACCACUUUUCAAAACGUCACAGAUUCCAUGACUACAAACAUGCGAACCUACGUUGAUGCACACACCCCCAACUACGUCGCGGGCAUCGUUCUAGAAAGCGACACAUGCGUUGAUGCUCAAUGGGGAUGGUUGGUUUUCCCCGCCGCUCUACUUUUGCUCACGCUCGUAUUCUUCACUGCUGUGGUUGUGCAAGCUAGAACGAGGGAUGCCAUGGUUAGUGGGAGUCAAGAUUAUAAGAAUUCGGCUUUGCCUUUGCUGUUUCAUGGGCUUGAAGAGUCGACGGCAGCAAGGUUUGGACAGGGGAGGCAUGGGAUGGCUAAGAUGAGUCAGGAUGCCAACGAGUUAUGUGUUGUUUUGAAACCGACGGAUGUUGGUUGGAGGUUUGUCGAAAGUGAUAAGUUAUAACGCA